GAUUACCGGUUCGUUACGCAAGCAACAGGUUCUGGUGUGAUUUCUGGUUGGACUCCGAUUAGAUUCUUGCUGUUUCCAAGUGUUCUUUGCUUUGGUAGUUGCUAAAAGUUAAUUAAAUUCCAAGAUGUCCGCCCGACUGCUGCAGGCCACGCGUCGCUGGAGCGCCCAGCGUACAUACAGCUCGAAGAUAGCCGAAGUUGUGGUGGUUUCCGCUGCCCGCACUCCAAUUGGCAGCUUCCAGAGCCAGUUGGCCCCACUGACGGCCACCCAAUUGGGAGCCCGGGCCAUCGAGGCGGCCAUCGAAAAGGCGGGCAUUUCCAAGACCGAUGUCCAGGAGGUGAUCAUGGGCAAUGUGGUUUCAGCCGGCCUGGGUCAGGCUCCGGCCCGACAGGCGGCCAUCUUCGCCGGCCUGCCCACCAAUGUGUGCUGCACGACGGUGAACAAGGUCUGCUCCUCGGGCAUGAAAUCCGUUAUGCUGGGCGCCCAAUCCCUACAGCUGGGCUAUGCCGAUGUGGUCGUCGCCGGCGGCAUGGAGUCCAUGUCGAAUGUGCCCUUCUACCUGAAGCGCGGCUCCACCCCCUAUGGUGGUGUCAAUCUCACCGACGGCAUCGUUUUCGAUGGCCUCUGGGAUGUGUACAACAAGUUCCACAUGGGCAACUGUGCCGAGAACACGGCCAAGAAGCUGCAGAUCACUCGUCAGCAGCAGGAUGACUUCGCCAUCGAAUCCUACAAGCGAUCGGCGGCCGCCUGGGCCAGCAAGGUCUUCCAGGAUGAGAUUGCGCCCGUUAAGAUCCAGCAGAAGAGGAAGCCGGAGAUCGUCAUUUCCGAGGAUGAGGAGUACAAGCGGGUGAACUUCGACAAGUUCGGGCAACUGGCCACGGUUUUCCAGCGCGAGAAUGGCACUGUGACGGCCGGAAAUGCGUCCACGUUGAACGAUGGUGGUGCCGCCGUCGUCCUGAUGACCGCCGAGGCGGCCCAAAAGGCUGGCGUGAAGCCGCUGGCCAGGAUUGUGGCCUUCCAGGAUGCCGAAACGGAUCCCAUCGACUUCCCCAUUGCCCCGGCCUUGGCCAUUCCAAAGCUGCUCAAGCGGGCUGGCGUUCGCAAGGAGGAUGUGGCCAUGUGGGAGGUCAACGAGGCCUUCUCCCUGGUGGUGCUGGCCAACAUCAAGAAACUGGAUGUGGAUCCCGCCAAGGUGAACGUCCAUGGCGGUGCCGUGUCCAUUGGCCAUCCGAUUGGCAUGUCCGGCGCCCGUCUGGUGGCCCAUCUGUCGCACAGCCUGAAGAAGGGCGAACUGGGCUGCGCCUCCAUUUGCAAUGGCGGCGGAGGAGCCUCCUCCAUUCUCCUCGAGAAGUUGUAAGGUCGGCGAGAAGGCCCUGCUCCCACUCAACCAGAGAUGCAUUUAUUGUUCUAGGGACCCAUGUUCUGUGUCUUUUUUUUUUAAAUUGUUAAGUGUCUAACUAUCUUUGUGCCUAGUCGCAUUUAUCGAAAUCUUGUGAUUUGCAUAAUAAAAUUAUGAAACAGUGAGUAAUCAAA
Messenger RNA from Drosophila elegans, 1533 nucleotides. It is a transcript of the gene Acat1, whose product is annotated as acetyl-CoA acetyltransferase B, mitochondrial. NCBI's taxonomy places the organism in Eukaryota, Metazoa, Arthropoda, Insecta, Diptera, Drosophilidae. Gene Ontology annotation, biological process: fatty acid beta-oxidation. Bases 125 to 1357 code for a protein of 410 amino acids. The transcript has a single exon. Gene Ontology annotation, molecular function: acetyl-CoA C-acetyltransferase activity. The record is from RefSeq and is a predicted model, not a curated record.